AUGACGGAAACGAUCAUCGAGCGGGAAGGCCCUUACAAUGAAGUGUCUAGCAGUAGUAGUCCGAUUCGGGCUGCCAAUAAGUUGGCUAACAGCAGACGCAAAAUGUCCGAGGAGGUAGAAAUUAAGACCUACUUCAAACUGGUAGAUGUGGUAAAAUGGAUCGGAAUAACGCAGUUUGAAAUGUUGGUCAAUCUGUUGGCUUUUCUGGUGUUCAGCAUCAUACUGACGAUCAAGGCAAGUUCUGGUGCCCUCUCCAGUGGACCGAUCACAACCGGCGAGUGGCUGGUAACUUUUUCGCCGCUGUUCUGCGGAGACUUUUGCAAUGCCUACUUCUGUGUCAUCGUUGGCAUCCGGAUGUAUCUGGGGAACAAACACCGACAGGCGAUCCAUCGGCUGUCGUGGAGUGUUCACUUUCUGCUGCUGACGGCCGGCUUCAAAUAUCUGAUCUGCAUGAAGCUUUCCGGACAGAGUGGUUUGGAAUAUAGUGAGGUGUUUUCGCCGAUUUUUGUACUGCUACAGUUGAUCGCGGUGAAGGCUUGCCAAUUCAAGCAACAAUCUUAGAAAGGUUGAAGCAACGAAACACUGGUGGAGCCGUGUUUGAUAUCGAUAUGUUUAAGCUGGUUCAAUAAAACAUUGUAUCAUACAA
Molecule: messenger RNA, 646 nt
Organism: Uranotaenia lowii
Lineage: Eukaryota; Metazoa; Arthropoda; Insecta; Diptera; Culicidae
Product: transmembrane protein 203
Exons: 2
Coding region: 1-561 (186 amino acids)
Biological process (GO): intracellular calcium ion homeostasis
Cellular component (GO): endoplasmic reticulum
Source: RefSeq, a predicted model, not a curated record